Messenger RNA from Penicillium odoratum, 519 nucleotides. RefSeq lists its product as uncharacterized. Bases 1 to 519 code for a protein of 172 amino acids. The record is from RefSeq and is a predicted model, not a curated record. The transcript has a single exon. Gene Ontology annotation, molecular function: carboxy-lyase activity. Lineage: Eukaryota; Fungi; Ascomycota; Eurotiomycetes; Eurotiales; Aspergillaceae.
AUGCCUGUCAAUCCCUCAUUGGAAGGAUCAACUUUCGAUGUCGACCUGCGCGACCGGCACUUGAUCUACGAUUACGCAGCACAAGACGAGCACGGCAAUCCGGAAACUUGGCGAUAUGAGAUGUGGUUCCAGAACGAGGAUCGCAUCAAUUAUGCUAUCCACGGCGGACCGAUGGCAGGUCGCUUCAACUUCCAAACAGCCACCUAUCAAUGCAUUCGACCAGGUGAAUUGUGGCAAUGCAACUGGUUGGAAGAGACGGGAACCAUUUGCUCGCUUGUAUAUGAUAUACCGCGGCGAAAGAUCUCCACUCUACUUGGAUUCUCCAAGGGCCAUUGGGAGAAGGCCGAGGAGGCCCAUGGUGAUAAGCGGAACCCGAAAGACUUUGAGAGAUGGCGGGGGUUGGCACGGCUUGGAAUCCAGACCGAUCGCCACAUGCUGAGCGAGCAAGCUGAUAUUUUGGAGGAUUUCCGCGGGCCCGGGGAUUUGAAGCCGGUUGACAAUAGCUGGCCCACGCUGUGA